UUUAAAGGCAACUUGUUUGUUUGUUACUUGUGUGCUGCAUGAUAUCAGUAAUUUAAUUAUCUUCUACCAAAUUGGAGAAAGGUGCAUGUGAAUCAAAUGUCAGUCACGACACUUCAAUGAUGCUAUUCACUUUUUGCUCUUCACUCUUGGGCUGUGAACGUCAUAUUUUGUUUUCACAAUGUGAACGUCAUACACUACAAGAAAAUGCAUCUUCAGUCACGGGAACUUUUUGUUGAUCGGCGGUAAGGGAAUUAUGCUGAGCGGGAAAGAAAAAGCUAAAAUGUUUCAUUUGGCGGCCUCCCCAAAAAUUUGACUCCCUGAAAAUUGUAAGUGUCUCGCCUUCUCUAUUCUUAGGCUUAUUUUCAUUUUGUUUGAACUCUGUGCUUUUAACUUUACCAAACAGAUUAAUUCCCCACAUCCUUUCCUUUCUCUACUCUCUCGCUACCAAGCAAACCAGAAAAUCAUCUUCUCCGCUCCGUGAACCUCUCAGUCCUCCACCACCAACGCCCACCGCGAAUCCACAUCUGUCUCAGCUUCAACUACGAGACCUACAUCUAGGGUCAUGAGAUCUUAGUAUAUGCCGCCGCUCUUGCUCCAGGGCCGAUUUAGUUAGUCAAGCUCAGGGUUCUCGUGAAGUUUUUGCCUCCCCCGCCUCAUCCAAUCAACCGUCGCCUCGUCAUUCACAGCGCCGCAAUCCGCUCCCUGGCCGAAGAGUUCCCUAAUUUCGGAGCGGGUUUACUAGAUUAGCCAUGCAUUUUUUUUUCUCUCCGGCCAUCAUUUCCCCUUCUUCAGAUCGAGGCAGAUCCACUACUCCCCUACAGAACUCAAGCCAUUCCUGGCCAUUAUCGGCGCUUCUUCAUCAUCACUGCGUUUCCUAACCAGUCUCUUCAUUAGAUGAUGGCUUACCAUGUCUUUUGUUUUGAUUUUUGUUUACUCGUUUGGGGGUCAAACCGCUAGGAUAUGAUUUUUGGCUUUUAUGCUCGACCUGGCCUGAUGGCGUUCUUGGUGUUUGCUUCUGUGGUUGCAGGUUCUGUAAAUUGAAGCUCCUUCACCUCUACCAUGGCCUCCCAUUACAGAUCUAUUACAAACCCUGCCAUCUGCAUUCAGCUUCCCCUGUUUCAUAUAUUCAAUAAGUAUUAUCAAUAAUAAUAUCUCUCAUCUUUUUAUUAGAAUGAUAUCAAGUUACUGCAAAAUAGACUUCUCGUCACUUUUCGAUUUGUUUUUUAGUUUCUAUUUUGAUGAUGCUUUCUUUGAUGCUCUAAUUUAUAAAUUGGCUACCGGAAGGCAAUUUAGAUGUUUGAUGCAGGGUAAGACAGUUUAGAAAGGUAGACCGAUUUAGGAAGACAGUUUAGAUGUUUGAUGCAGGGUAAGACAGUUUAAGUGAUUCCAGAUACUUUAAUGUCAUUCAUGUUGCCAUUUUGAUUAAUAUGAGAACCAUAAGUGUGAAGUUUAGAUGUUUGAUGUUUGAUAACCAGAUACUUUCAUACCAUUCCUUUUAUUCAGCUAUUGUUUUGUUGUCUGGAGAAUCUUGCAGUAUAUGUAUGACAACAUUUUAGCAGAUUUCUCCAUGGCCAGAUUAAUUUGGAUCAGGUGGCUGUUGCAGAAAGCUUCUUCACUUUCGGUACUCUCUCUAUUCCCUAUAUCUUUUUAUAGUAGUUAGCGGACAUGUAAGAUGUAAUUAGUGAACCAAACAUGGGGAUGACUAUUUUUUUUUUUUUGCUCGAUCAGGCUUUCCUUCUGCAAUUGCAUGAAUUAGGUUCUUAGUUUUCUUCAUCUUUCCUCUGUUUCUUGUUGUUUAGUGUCGUCACCCAAUCCCUUUUUGCCGAAGGACAACUCUCUGGUUGUACUUCUUUGCUUGUUGUUGAUGUUCAUGAGUAUGAUAUGCGGCCUGAUGGAUUUACUCAUAAGGGGGGGAAUUAAUAGAGUAUAUAGAUGCUUUUAAUCCCUUCGUCCAAAAUUUAAUUUGCUACUAUUGCCAUUUGUUUGAUUCUUAGCAACAGAUGUCACUUUGCAGGGAAAAUUAUGCUCAUAAUAGAAGCCUAUUUAUCUGAGUUCAAUCGACAAUGGAAGGCAGGAUGACGAGACAAGAUAAAGCAACUGUAUUUCAAUGUAAUGUACAUAGAUGAUCAAAACAAGUUUCCUGAUUUUUCUUUGUGUGUGUAUACAUAUGUUUGAUCAAGUGAAAUGAUCAAUUGGAUUUAUGUUAGGUUCAAUUUGGUUAGAAUGCUACAAGCAUUAAACCUCUUAAUUGUAUAACAUUGAUGUAUGACCUUUAUAGUAUCAUUCACAAUGAAAUUAUAUAUAAUGUAUGAUUAUGGUGAUGACAUGGAUGCUCUAAAUGACUUUCUAGUUUUUGUAAUGCUAUUAAUAUGAACAAAUAUCAAAGACUAAUUACAAAUAAAAAUCAAGGGAUUGCCCAUGAUCAUUGUGGGUGAGGAAAGUGUCAAAUCUCGGGUCGAGAAAUACAACUAGUCAUGGGAAUUCCGUGGCUAUUUUAUCUCAAAGUCACGGGAAAUUGCCUGUGAUUAAUGAUUAGUCACGGGAAUUUACUGUGAUGACAUAUACCAUUUGUCAUGGGGUAUUUCCCGUUGUCAAUGAUUCACAGUCACGGGAUAUCCUCGUGAUAAUUUACCUUCGAUCACGGGCACGCUUGACACGGGAAUAUACCGUGACAAAUGCUUUCCGUCACGGGAAUUGGCUCUUCAGUUACGGGAAAUCCGGUGAUCGAAGGUGAAUAUUCCUGUAGAUACCUUGGUUGCUUGGUUUAUUGUUUAUUAUUUUCGUUUGUCACUCGCAAAAAUUUCACACACUUUGAUUCUCAUUUUAUUUUGUUAAUCAUUGUCAUGGGUUGUUUGAUUUCGUCAAAUUCAUUUUGCAUGACAGUAAGCUACAAGACUUGACCGAUGACAAAUAAAAUUUGAACAAUGGAAGAUAAAUGGUAAUAUACUAACACCCCCAAUUCUUUGACUAAGGUUCAAUACUUCAUUCUUGAUUUCAAUGAUUAAACCAAACAACAACUAAAAAUAGUCCAAACAAAGUUUUCAUACAAGGUGUGAUCCACACAUUUUGAUACGAGCAAGGAAGCAGUAUUCGUAGUUAUCAAAGUAGCAGAGCCAUGAACAUAGAUUAGAGUUAGGGAUAAAGCGGAAUUGAAGUGCAAUCUCACACCUUGGAAAAGGCUCGAUCAAUAUAGGGUAGAAGCUCGACCACAAUCAAGGAGAAUACUCGAUUGAUACAAAACACAAAAUUCACAAGCCAAAGCUCAAUGAACAAGAAUAAAAUAAAAAAUCUUCAAAGUCUUCCCUAAAACUAGCGUCUUAGCCUUUGUAUAGGCCAAAGAAACAAAAACUAAUUAAAUACCCAAAAAGAAAAAGAAUCCUAAACACGAAAUGUAAUUUGAACCUGCCAGAGGCUUUUCCUCGGUCACCCUUCUUUUGUUCCUCGAUCGGGGGAUGCAUUCUUCAUGGUCGGGGCCUCGCCUAUUCCUGAUGCGGCCCCACUCACCUUACAUGACGUUACUCGAGCUCAAAUUAGAUCUCUACAUGGACCAUGGGUCAAGAGAAGAUUUAAGAGGUUUAAAGAGAUCUUGGGAGCUUUAAAGGUGGAAGAAAAGGGCUCUACAAGCGAGACCUACGAGUUUGUUCAUGUGAAAUUGAAUGCCAACAUAUAUAGUUCUCGUGGUCCAAAAAUGAAGGUUUGAGUACAACGAUACAAGGAUCAAAUGAGAUCGUUCUUGAUGGACAUAGAUUUGCAUAAAGGAAAGCCCAUCACAUUGCUUCGAUUCGUGGAACUAAAUCAUGAGAAGAUGGGCUUGGAAGAAGGAGAAGAAGAUUCGGCCUAGAAUGAAGGAAUUCCCCCAUGGUGUGAACAGAAGGUGUGAAAGGAAUACAAGUGUGAAAGGAAUAUCAAGUGUGAAGACAAGCCAUGUGAGGGAGGAUUUUAAGGUUAGAAUUAGGGGUGAAAGCUUGUCCCGGAAGACCCACUGACCCAUCCCGACCCGUCCCGUCCCUAAGGGUCGGGACGGGUCAAUUUGUCUACAGGGACAGAUUAGGGACGGGUCAUUUGUUGACCCUGCAAGGGUCGGGACAACUUAGGGACGGGUCACGUUUUGACCCUGUGACCCUUAGCAACAACAAAUAUCUCAUACUUCAUUGGACCUUUUUGUAAAGUUUUAAAAGUUUAGGUACUAAUUUGUAAAAAUAAAAAAUUUUGGGUACCAAAACGUAAUUUUACCAUCAAAAUUUAUGGACUUAUUUGUAAAAAAAUAAAAUUUAGGUACUAAAUUGUAAGAAAAAAUAAUUUUGGGUACCAAAACGUAAUUUGUAAAAAAGUAGUGUGUUGAUUAGGGUCGACCCACUGACCCGGCCCGUCCCGUCCCGUCCCAACCCUUGAGGGUCAGACAGGGUCAAGAAGGAGACAGGGACGGGACGGGACGGUUAUACAUCUUGACCCUUCAGGGACGGGUCAGACAGGGACAGGGACGGGACAUGCAAAUUUUCAGCCCUAGUUAGAAUUAAGGGUUGAAAAAGUAAAAUUUGUUUCCUUUUCUUUGUAGGACUUUGUUUACUUGUUUGUUAAGGUUUUUGUUUUCCUUUUUCAAGUAGGAUUUGGUUUUCCUUAGUUGUUUUGUGUUUUAGAUUCGUGGUUCUACAAAUAGGAGUCAUGUAUUUUCAUUCAAGUUCAGCAACCAAAUACAAGUGUUUUCGAGUUCUUCAAGAACUUGUUUUGCUUAAAUUCUCCUUCGAGGAUUCAGGAGGUUUGAGUGUCUCUUAUCAACUAGAAGAUCACAUCUAGUUGUGGCGAUCUUCGACGAUAUCGGUUGGCUUCUUCCACGAGUUCGAGAUUUUUUAGAAGGUUUUAUAUACCUUCUGGCCCUUCUCACGAGUUCAAAUUUGUUUGAUCGAUUCCGCAUUUAUCUUUACUUUUCGUGUUAUUCAAGAAAGGAGAAAACCCCUAAAUAGUUCGACGUGUGCGACUCUGGUGUUUUGGUGCAAGUUUGAGUGAAUUCUUGAAUUAGGGUCAUAUCAAGUGGUAUCAAGAGCCCGGUUCAAACGCAGCAGAGAGGAGAUAGAUUCUUGGAGUUCUUGGCAGUUCGUGAACCAUUAUUGUAAGUUUUGAACCUCAAGAAAGCAAAUCUUGAAUGUUCUUGGAAGAGUUUUUUGUGCGGCAAGGAAGGUAUCUUGAAGACAAAGCAUUCGUGUGGUUCUUAUUUAGCAAGAAACCAUGGUGGAUCAAGCACAAGACGUGGCGGCACAACUUCAACAAAUCGUCGCGCAAGUAGCAAAGGUACUUCAAGAACAAGUGGCGACUAAGACACAAAUUGAGGCAUUGCAAAGGCGUGAUCAAGAUCAACCUCAACCACGAGAUCAAGGGCCACCCCAAGGUGAGUAUGCAAACCCUAACCCUAGGGAGCAACGAGAAGAAAUGAGAGUUUACGAGCAGUUCAACGUGCAAUUUAUGAGCAUGUUCGUCGACAUAGGCCAUUGGGAGGGCAUCGUGGUACAAGUCGAGACUUUUCUUCAGCUCAACCUCCUUUAUAUACCCAGAUCGGGCUCAGAUCACGGGCGUGAACUGAAAGCCCGGACUGUGAUCUCAAGUCGAAACGCGCCGCAUCACUAAGUCCAAUUCACAGGCAAUGGCCUGAGUUCACGAUCUUACGACCGUGAAUUGACUUGUGUCCCGUGAAAACAAUUUGUGCUCUAGAUGCCUGGCUGUCAUGGGUAGCGCCUCUAGUUUACGGUCUUUGUUACCGUGAACUCACAAUCCAAACCGUGAUCUGCUGCUGCUUCCACCCAUUGACUUGAUUUUUCGCCCUUUCGUCCAACUUUUGACCCCGGGGUUGGUUCCACCUGCCAAAGUAUGAAAAGCACCAAAAUACGGCAAAAACUGGCAUAAAACUAAACCUCUCGGAGUAAAAAUGCUUCAAACGACUAAGCAAACUGGGGGUAAAAAUUGUACAAAUGUGCCUAAAUCAAUAUACUAAGUUAAUCCUA
Molecule: messenger RNA, 5993 nt
Organism: Linum trigynum
Lineage: Eukaryota; Viridiplantae; Streptophyta; Magnoliopsida; Malpighiales; Linaceae
Source: the annotation of a GenBank genome assembly